UUUAAGUGCUUACUAGCCAAGUCGGUCUAAUCCUAAUGUGCUUAAGCUAAAAUACUCCUAUUGAACUAAGAGUGAAAUACUCAAUUCGGCGUAGACUGAAGGAUUUAAGUCGAAACAGAUUAUACUUUGAGCUUUUAGCCAAGUAUCCAGAUUAAUAACCCUUCCGGUUGUUGGGAAACAAUUACAUUGGUAGCAACACCGUUUAUUUUGAAGCUGUAUUCAACUGCUAUCAAAGCGGCGUUUUUUCUCCUCCCACAACCCGGAACAUUCUUCAAAAUAAACGCAGCGAUAUGGCAGCAGCGGAAACCAGCGCGCCAUCCCCUGCGACGAAUCCCGAGGAAACAUUUCACUGUGUUGCAUGUAAUCUUCCGGAUUCAAUAGCAGAUCUUGUACAAUGUGAUCAAUGCGACCAGUGGUGGCAUCAGUCUUGUGCGGGCGUCACCGCAUCCAUCAAAGAUAAGCCAUGGACAUGUCGAAACUGUCUUCCAGCAGAAUGCAGUAAAAGCGAUAUUUCCCAUGUCAGCUUACCAUCCAAGGGAAUACGUUUGAAGUUGGAGCAGCUGGCUGAAAAGCGCGCUCUUGAAAAAAAGGCACUCCAAAUUAAAUUGGAGGCAAUCCAGGCCGAACUGAAGAUGGUCGAUGAUAAAUAUAAGCUGUUGCAAGCCGCUGCCAACGAAUUGGAUGACAACGUUAGCGUUCGUAGUCGAGUUAGCAGAACCACCAGUUUUGAGCGAACCACCGAGUGGCUCGAUCAGAUUUCCGAUACAGAAAAUACGGCAGGCGGUCCUUAUCUUCCCGGGUCGGGAAUUAGCCCGACUGUCGAACUGAAUUCAACAACAACUGGUGUAGCUAAAAAGAAGCCAAUCGAGUCAACUCCGAGAGCAAUUCCAUCCCAGGUCAGGCAGAAGAAAAGGAAGGACCUUCAGCAGCAGAGGGCCGAGCCAAAACCGUUUUCCGAAGACGACCCGAACUUAUCAGAACAACAUUUGGAAGAGGAUGGCGUUCUGAAACUCCGUCCGAAACGCCAUCACCAACCAGCACUUUCGGUUCCAACAGUCCCCGUUGGUCGUUUUCGAGAGCCCGUAGCAGAGACAACGAGUCUUCCGAGUCAUCAUCCGGCGGAUCCAGCGAAAGAUGUGAAUAACUUCAUCAGCAACGGACACUCAUCCAGAAUGCAAUCCAUGUAUGGUAAACCACUACCUCCUCCCCUCAUCCCCGAGAAUCAAGGUAAGCCCUUUGCCAAUAAUUGCCUAUCAAAUGACACAUUAUAUGAGCCUCAUGAGUCCCUGAUAAAACAGCUAGGGAGUUGCCCAAGCGAAAGUUUAAACUUUAUGGAAAUUAUCGCGGAUUAUACGCCGACAACAGCUCAAUUAGCGGCACGCCAGGUCAUGUCUCGGGACCUUCCAACCUUUGAUGGGAACCCGGCUGACUGGCCCGUCUUCAUUAGCACGUUUACGACUACCACAUUAGCGUGUGGGUUCAAUCAAACGGAAAAUUUGAUACGCCUCCAGCGUGCCCUUAAAGGCGAUGCGUUAGAGUCGAGGAAAUCAGAGUUUAAGAGAGGGCUACUAGAGGAACACAUGGAGUAA
Messenger RNA from Uranotaenia lowii, 1589 nucleotides. RefSeq lists its product as uncharacterized. The transcript has 4 exons. Bases 291 to 1589 code for a protein of 432 amino acids. The record is from RefSeq and is a predicted model, not a curated record. NCBI's taxonomy places the organism in Eukaryota, Metazoa, Arthropoda, Insecta, Diptera, Culicidae.